AUGGCUGACACUAAGAACCCUGGAAACGUUGCGCGUGGUCUCAAGGCCACUAUACACAACGCCAAUGUCUCGGAAGAAGCAAAGGAAAACGCUGCUCAACGCCUCGCGCAAAUGGGAGAAGAAGUUCCGGGUGAUUUUUCCUCGGGCGCGCAAUCGGGAAACGACACAUACAAACCUGAUUCCGAUGAUUUGAGUGGAAGUCGAAUGCGAGGGACUAGAUCGUCGGCGUCGAAGGCCAAUGACGAAGGCUUAUUUUCACCAUCCGAGAUCGAGACAGAUCUUGACUACGCUCAAGGUGAAAGUGUCGGCGAAGACGUCCAGCACGGUGGAGAAACCAACCGUGUCUUGGGAGGAUACAAAGCUACUUUGAAGAACCCUCGCGUAUCGAAUCAAGCCAAACAACAUGCUCAAGAAAUGCUGGAUGAUGCCGAGAUCUAA
Messenger RNA from Psilocybe cubensis, 438 nucleotides. RefSeq lists its product as uncharacterized. The coding region runs from base 1 to 438 and encodes 145 amino acids. The transcript has 5 exons. Gene Ontology annotation, cellular component: cytoplasm. Lineage: Eukaryota; Fungi; Basidiomycota; Agaricomycetes; Agaricales; Agrocybaceae. The record is from RefSeq and is a predicted model, not a curated record.